GAAUGGAGCUCUUGACCAGCGUGAUUCUUCCCCACAGAAGCCCCCAUAAAGACCCGUUCCGCAAAUCAUCAACGCAAUGGAAAAGGCAAAAGCCAGCGAACCCGUGGAGGGACAAUCAUUAAGUCAGGCAGAGGCACCGCUAAUGGCACACGAAAAGAAACAGACCCAGCAGGAUCAGCCCAAAUGGAGCUUUUCCCUCAAUUUGGCUUGCGUUGGAUCCUCGAUUGGAGCAGCCUUGCCCGUGGGCUACUGCACUGGGGUCAUGAACAGCCCCGCCGUGCACAUGCGCUCUUGGUGCAACGAAACUCUGAUUGCGCGAUAUGAUCUUCACCUGGGAGCCUCGGGCCUGGAGUGGCUCUGGUCGGCCGUCGUCUCCAUCUUUCUGGUGGGUGGAGCCAUCGGUUCUAUGACGGGCGCAUCCACCGCCAACCGCUUUGGACGCCGCGGGUGCUUCUACAUAUGCGGUAUGCUACUCGCCCUUGGAGCCGUCUGCUUCGCUGUAUGCCGCUUGUUGGUUUCCGUGGAGCUGCUGCUCCUGGGCCGAUUGCUCGUGGGGCUGGCGGGGGGCCUCGUCACCGCCUUCAUGCCCAUGUACCACAGCGAACUGGCCGCCCUCUCCCAGAGAAGUACUCUGUCUCCGUGUUGCGCAAUGGGCCUGACCGCAGGCGUGGUGGUAGCCCAGAUCUGCAGCCUACAGUCGCUUUUCGGGGGGGCAGAUCGGUGGCACAUUGCCUUGUCCUUUUUUGGUCUGCUGGUACUGCUCUGCUAUGCCCCAUUCCGGUGGUAUCCCGAGAGCCCCAAGUGGCUUUACAUAGUCAAGGGCCGCAAGGAGGAGGCCAGACAACAGCUCCAGCAGUUGCGGGGCUAUUCCUCGGACAGCGCGGCUCUGCAGGCGGAGCUAAACGAAAUGGAGCUGGAGGCAUCGGCCAAGGUGGAGGCUAGUGGAUUCAUGGAAGUGCUGCGCAAUCCCCGUCUGCGCCUGCCACUCAUCAUUGUUUGCGCCUUUCUUGGUGGCCAGCAGCUGUCGGGUAUCAAUGCGAUAUUCUUCUACUCUGUCUCCAUAUUCCGCAAGGCAGGGCUGUCUACGCAGGCGGCGGAGUGGGCCAAUCUGGGUGCUGGAUCCCUCAAUCUGGCCACAUCGAUGGUGGGUCCGGUCCUGUUGGAGCGCGUGAAUCGUCGCCCGCUGAUGCUUCUCUCCACCUUCUUCUGCGCCGUAUGCCUAUUUCUCUUCGCCAUGAUGCUCUACUUCAUUGAGAGCUUUAGCUGGUUUGCCAUGGGCUGCAUUGGCUGCAUCUUCCUGUACAUAUUCUUCUUUCAGUUCGGUGUCGGGCCCAUGCCGUUCUUCAUAGGAGCCGAACUGUUUGAGGUGUCCCCGCGUCCGGCUGCCAUGGCUUUGGGUAGCGUUGUCUACUGGGUAUGCAAUUUCAUCAUUGGUAUGGCCUUUCCCACGCUGCAGAAUGCCUGGGGCGCCCUGGUCUUCCUCCCAUUCUCCAUCACCUGCUUGCUGCUCUUUGGGCUGACCAAACGCUACUUGCCGGAGACUCGCGGCCGCGAUCCAUCCGAGGUUGCUCCGCUCGUCGCCGACGGCUUUAAAUCAAAAGUCUUGCGCACUCGCACUGCGAGCCAAUCUUCUUAGCCUAAGUCCAAUAUAUUUUACAUAGUCCCCAUGUCUGAGCCAAUAAAUCCCACAAAUUUA
Molecule: messenger RNA, 1696 nt
Organism: Drosophila miranda
Lineage: Eukaryota; Metazoa; Arthropoda; Insecta; Diptera; Drosophilidae
Product: solute carrier family 2, facilitated glucose transporter member 1-like
Exons: 6
Coding region: 77-1636 (519 amino acids)
Biological process (GO): monosaccharide transmembrane transport
Cellular component (GO): membrane
Molecular function (GO): hexose transmembrane transporter activity
Source: RefSeq, a predicted model, not a curated record